AUGAAGAAUAAUGAAGAUAUAAGAAGCAAUAAUAAUUCUUUUACAUGUUGUUUAGAAAAUGAUCGUGUGAGGAAAGAAAUUCUUUUGACAGAUAUUUGUAGGAAUGAAACGUAUGGUAGUGAAAAAGAAAUGAAGGAAAACGAGGAAAGCAAGGAAAACAUAAAAAAUAAUAAGAAUAUUGAAAUAAAAAAAAAAAAUAUGAGUGUUAUUCAGAUACAUAAAUUUAUUAAUAAAUUAAAGAAUACAAGUAUUACCGAAUUAGAAAAGAAUCAUUUAAAAUUAUUACAAGAAGAUAUAAAACGUUUAAAUAUAAGUAAAUAUAUUGGUGAAAUAUUAAGUUAUAUAUUUGAUUUGUGUUAUCAUGUUAAUAAAUAUUCAGAGAUUUAUCUCUUAAUACAUAUAAUUAAAUAUAUAUAUGAGACAUAUAAAAAUGUAAAUGAGCAUAUUGAAAAAAUAAUUUUCUUAAAAUUUUUUAAGUUGGAAGAAAAUGAUAAAAAUUUCUUUUUUAUUAUAUUUCAUGAUUUAUAUAAUAAUAUUAAUGACAAAGAAAAUAAAUAUGGAAUAAAUCGAACAACAAAAAGGGAAGAUAAGAAGGAACACAACAAGCUCCAUAAUAAUAAUAAUAAUGAUCAUGAUGAUGAUGAUAAUAAAGACAAGAAUAAUAAUUAUGAGGUGAAACAUAACAAAGGAAUAACAAAUUCAUACAUCUCAAAUAUAAAUAAUGUAAGUAAUAUAGAUAAUAUAAAUAAUGUAAGUAAUAUAGAUAAUAUAAAUAAUAUAAAUGUACAGGAUAACAAAUUCAAGAACAGUCAAAAUUCUGAAAAUUAUUUUUCAGGAAAUGGAAAUAAUAAUCAAUAUGAAAAUGGGUAUCAAAAUGAUGACAAAAAUAAUGAUGAGAAUGAGGAUGAAGCAAAUAUUUAUAAUCUUAGUAAGUUUAACAAAAUUAAGAAUGAUAUCUUUAAAAAAUUAACUUCUUCUUUUAUGUUAAAAGAAAAUGAAGAAAAAGAUAAUUUCAUUUUUGAAUUUGAUAUAUUUGAAAACCAACAUAGUGAUAUAAAACUUAUUAAAAAACUUAAUGUAGAUAAAAAAGUGUAUAUAAAAGAAAUGUUUAAUAAUGUUAAUAUAAUGAAAAAUAUAGAAAAGAAAAAUAAAAUCAGAAAAAUUUUAUUAUGUCUAUAUUUUGAAUUACUUUUUUUAAAAAUAUGUAAUAAUAAAAAUUUAUUUUUAUAUAUGUUUAUAAAUAUUACAUUUUUCUUUUCUUUAAAAUUUUAUCCUUAUAUAGAAGAGCAAAAUAAAAUAACAAAUUGUACCUCUCAAGAAAAAAAAGAAAAUAAUACAAUAUUGUAUGGUAAUAAUAAUAAUAAUAACAACAACAAUAAUAACAACAAUAAUAAUAACAACAAUAAUAAUAACAACAAUAAUAAUAAUAAUAAUAACGGGUGUGAUCUUUUAUGUAAUAUUAAAAAGUGCCUACUAAUAAAUACUAUAACAACAUAUGAUUAUUUUUUUAAUAAUACAAGCAGUAUAUUAAUAGAUGAAAGCUUUUUUAAAAGUACAUCAACAUGCACAAAAAAUGAUGACAUAAAAAAUGAUGACACAAAAAAUGAUGACAUAAAAAAUGAUGACACAAAAAAUGAUGACAUAAAAAAUGAUGACACAAAAAAUGAUGACAUAAAAAAUGAUGACACAAAAAAUGAUGACAUAAAAAAUGAUGACACAAAAAAUGAUGACAUAAAAAAUGAUGACAUAAUUACGAAUGAUCCACCAGAUGAAAAUACAAACAUUUCAUUAAAUAUGUCUUCUUUGUUAGGAAACAUAAAGGAUAUGAAAGUAUAUAUUACAAAUUUCGUUUCGACUUUUUAUUAUACUAGUAUGUAUUCUUCUCUCGUAUAUUUUUAUGCAGAACAUGUAAUAAAUGAGUAUAGUAACGGAAAUAAUUAUACCAAUAUUUUAUAUAUUAAUAAUAAUAUAAAUCAAAAUAAUACUAAUAAUUAUUCUAAUAAUUGUAAUAAUAAUAAUAAUAAUAAUAAUAAUCCUCUUAGUAAUAAUUAUAACAAUCAUAAUGUUAUUAUUAAUAAUAGUAAUUAUCAUCAUAUUAGUAAUAGCACGCAACACAACCUUUUUAACAAAAAACAUAUGCUUUAUAAAGAUGAAUAUGAUUUUUUCAAAAUAUACGAGAGGAGCAAAAAUAUUUGUAAUCUCUUUAAAUUAACCCACAUAAAGUUAGAAGAUAUACAAAUAAAUGCCAUCAACAUACUUGGUUUAAACAUUGAAAGUUAUAACCAUAUAAAAAUUUUUGAUCAUAUCAAAAAUAAAAAUGAAAAAGAUAAAGAAAUUAUAAUAGACGAAAAUAAUUCAGUAUGGAUUAAUGAUGAAGAAAAAGCAUUUUAUACUAUAUUUCCAGACUAUUCAAAUAUAAAUAUUUUUAUUAACGAAGAUGAUGAGGAGGAGGAUAAUCAAAAUGAAAAUGGUUAUCAAAAUAGUGUUGUACAUAGUGACAAAAUUAUUUCAACCCUUACUACUAAUCAUACCAUCAUGUCUUCUAACACACAAAAUAAAUCCGAUGUACAAAAAAUUAAAUAUUCUAUAUUAAAGAGGGAAACAAGUAAAAAGGAUAAAGUAAACCUAAUGAACGGCUUGAACAUAACAUAUUCUAAUGAUAAAGACAAAAAAGGUAAUCUUCAUGAUGCUGAUUGCAUAAAUGAUAGUACCAAUCAAAAGAAUAAUAAUUUUAUGCAAAUAGGCCAGAAAAAAUCAAAAAUGAAAGAAAACACACCAAAAAAUUUAGCUACUGUGAUAAAACAAUCUGGUGUGGUGAACCAAUCUGGUGUGGCGAACCAAUCUGGUGUGGCGAACCAAUCUGGUGUGGUGGUGAACCCGUCCAAUGGUUGCAUUAUUUCUCACAGUUGCUAUAACCAAGGAAACCUUAAAAAUAAAGAACAGAACUUCAAAAUUUAUAUAGAAAAACUUUUAAACAUGAACAAUGAGAAAGAUUUAGAAAAUUACGUUAUGCUUUUCCUAUUAAAUUAUAAUACGAAAAAGAAAAGGAAAAUUAUCGCAAAUAAUAUUAUAUAUAUAAAUAAAGUAACAUUAAAUUUAAUUCCAUAUUAUUGUCGAUAUAUAUGUAUAAUAAAUAAGUAUGCUAAAGAUAUGUAUCCUAUAAUUAUUGAUGAGUUAAAAAAAAUUACUGAGAAAAUAAUAAAAGAAAAAGUACCAUGUGAGAAUAAAAAAACGAAAUGUAUAAAAUAUGUAUGUGAAUUAACGAAAUUUAAAUUAUUAGAUUUAUCCUAUAUUUUAGAUAUUAUAUCUAUAUUAAUAGAUAAUUUUACUAUUGAGCAUGCGGAGUUAUGUUUUUUUAUUUUAGAAAAUUGUUCUUUUCUUUUAUUAAAUAAUCCAAGGACACAUAUACGUUUCUUAAAUUUGUUUGAGAAAUUAAAAAAAAUAAAAAACACAAAAAAUUUAACAGAAAUGUUAGAAGUAUCUUUUGAAGAAUGUUCUAUUAAAAUAGAAAAUUUUAUAACAAAAAAUAAUAUGUAUACAUCAAAUAAUAAUAAUAAUAAUAGUAAUAAUAAUAGUAAUAGUAAUAAUAGUAAUAGUAAUAGUAAUAGUAAUAGUAAUAAUAGUACACAUAAUAAUAUUUUUAAAAGAAAGAAGAAGAAAUAUACUGUUGAACAAGAACAGAAAAAAUAUUUUCUUAAAAAAUUAUUAUUUGAAGAUAUCGAAUAUAAAGAUACAGAAAUUAUAUGUAAAUAUAUAAGAAAAUUUAAUUGGAAUGAUUCUUUUUUUUUAUAUAUUUUAAAAAAAUAUAUUUUUAAAUAUUUAAUGUAUAUGAGUAUAUACCAAAUAAAUAAUUUAGCAUCUUUAUUAUACCAACUAGCUAAAUAUAAGCCCCAAUUUGUAAUACACAUAAUUGAUGAAUUAUAUGAAAAAAUUAUUAAUACUUUAGAAUCGAAUGAUUUUAAGCAAUAUACCUUUUUAAUACAAUAUACACAUUUAUUUGCUGAUUUAUAUAAUUAUAAAAUAUUAAAUUCUACCAAUGUAUUAGAUUUGCUAUAUUAUUUGAUAUCCUUAACUGAUAUAAAUAUAUGUUACAUGCAUGAAAUUAAUUACUUGUAUCCUUUUUUUUUAGAAAAUAAAAAAUUCAUAGAACAUAUAAAAGUCGGGAUAUAUAAUAUUGGAAAUGUAGAUUCUGAGUUUAAUAAAAUCACAACAAUUUUGGAUAUGAAGAGAAACAGAAAUAAAAUUCAGGAAAAAGAUCUAGAAAAAAAACAAACUUGUGAGAUUUAUUCAACAGAUGAAAGGGAUGAAGAAAAUACAAUAAAUAAUAAAAAGAAUGUAUAUGACGAUGAAAAGUGUGUAUGUGAAGAUUCUUUUUUUUCGUAUGAUUAUUAUAAAGAGGAUUUUUAUAAAUAUUUAUUCAUUAAUAAAAACAAUCCAAUUUUUUUUCAUAUACUUCAUGAUUUACAAAAUUGUACUUUUAUAAAUAUAAAAAUGAUAUGUAUUAUUUUAGAAAAAUGUGGUAAAUAUUUUAACACACAAUUAUUAAAAUAUAAAUUAAAUAAGUUUCUUUUAUUUUUCAUUAGAUUCCUUUUAGUUCUGGAGCCCUUACUACCUAUAUACAUUAAAAAUAUUACAGAUCAUGUUAUCGAUUAUAUAGCACAAGAAAUGAAAUACUUUAAAUCUAUCGAGAUAUUAGAUAAAUAUUUAUUUAAGAUAUUAAAUACAGAAUAUAAAAUAUAUUUGAAUGCAAAACUUAAAAUCAAAGAUUCAAAAAAUAUAAAGAAAUAUUAUAUAACCGAUGAUGAUUUAAUUUUUAAAUUCGAUCACAAACAUAUUAAUCAUGAGAAUAAUAUUUCUUCACAUUAUAAAAAAUCACAUAAAAACGAUGAAACACAAAACAAUAACAACAAUAAUAAUGAUAAUAAUAAUGAUAAUAAUAAUAAUAAUAUGAAUAAGAAGAAUUAUUAUCAUAACAGCCAUUUUUGUAGUACUACACAUUCUUUUAAAACCAACAACACAUACACCAUUCCACAAUAUUCCAAUAAUAAUAAUCAAAAGACAUUGAAUGAACAGACAGGAUUAGAGUCCGUUAAUUACGAACAAGAAAAAUUGGACAAAGAAAUUAAACACAUAAUUAAUCAAGCAAUACAUGAAAACAAUAAAAUAAAUAAAGAAAGCAAAGAUGUAAAACCUAGGAAUAUUAAAAAUAUUACUUUAUAUACUAAUUUAAUAAAAAAAAGGGACAAAAAAAAUUUACACGUAUAA
Molecule: messenger RNA, 5265 nt
Organism: Plasmodium falciparum 3D7
Lineage: Eukaryota; Apicomplexa; Aconoidasida; Haemosporida; Plasmodiidae
Gene: UPF2
Product: putative regulator of nonsense transcripts 2
Biological process (GO): nuclear-transcribed mRNA catabolic process, nonsense-mediated decay
Source: RefSeq, a predicted model, not a curated record